This is a messenger RNA of Dentiscutata erythropus, 242 nucleotides long. The record is from the annotation of a GenBank genome assembly. NCBI's taxonomy places the organism in Eukaryota, Fungi, Glomeromycota, Glomeromycetes, Diversisporales, Gigasporaceae.
CAACUAAUGAAUUUGCUGAAUAUAAGUUUAAAACAUUUUAUACAGGAGAAUCAUCGCUUAUUGAAGAAUUGACUGAAAAAACUAUCACUAUGAUAAUUGGUUGUUUUGCAUUCGAAGAUGAGUUAAAUGUAAUAAAACCCAACUUUAUGAAUGGAAAAACUACUGAUUUGUCAGUUAUAUGCAAGUAUAAUCCGAAUCCAAAAGGUCGCCAUUCAAAUGUAGCUGAAGCUACACAUCGUUGA